CGUCGCCCGUAUUUUGGUAAGACACCAGGAAGUGCGAGAGCAGGCGACGAGCCGAAACUACGAGAGCUCCGAAGUUUCACCGACAAGUAUCUCACUGUUUAACCGUCGCGAUCAUCCGCGACGAUUCGACCGAGCGACCGUUGGAAAUCGCGAAGAGCCGCUUCAAGACGUCGAGCAUGGAGAAACACCUCUUCAAUUUGAAGUUCGCUGCCAAAAACCUCGAGAGAAACGCCAAGAAAUGUGACAAAGAGGAAAAGACGGAGAAGAACAAAGUCAAGAAAGCCAUCCAGAAGGGGAAUAUGGAAGUGGCGAGGAUCCAUGCAGAGAACGCCAUCAGACAGAAGAACCAGUCUGUGAACUACCUCCGGAUGAGCGCUCGGGUAGACGCGGUGGCAGCGAGGGUUCAAACUGCGUUGACGAUGAAUCAGGUCACAAAAUCUAUGGCUGGAGUGGUGAAAGGCAUGGAUAUGACUCUGAAGAGUAUGAAUUUGGAAAAGAUUUCAGCACUCAUGGACAAAUUUGAACACCAGUUUGAAACUCUGGACGUCCAGACAGCCCAGAUGGAGGACACCAUGAGCAGCACGACAACACUCACCACACCACAGAACCAAGUCGACUCGUUGCUGCAUGAAAUGGCCGAUGAAGCAGGAUUGGACCUGAACAUGGAGCUGCCUCAGGGACAGACCGGCUCAGUGGGGACCAGCGUGGCCUCUGCAGAACAGGAUGAACUCUCUCAAAGGCUCGCCAAACUCAGAGAUCAGAUAUAAAGGACGGCUGCGGGGGACUUCACUACCUGAUUGUUAUAUUAAACAAACACUUUUUAUCUACAUCGUGUCUUCUCUCCUCUUUGCAGCUCAUGUCUCUUAGUCACUGUAUCAUUGUUUUUUCUUUUUUGUUUCCUCCGAUGAUGGCCCUUAUGUUUUCUUUGUUCAUGAUAGCCUCAGCAAUUAGAGCUCACAGAACUGCAUUGACGUCAUUUUUAAAUACGUAUACUUAAGAGCUCCUUACAUUAAGAUAAUUUGGUUCGCAGCAGUAACUACCCUGUAAAUUAUUUAUAAGCCAAUUCUAUAUACUUGUGGUUUAUAAGCUUAAGCUGUUGGAUGAUGGGUUUCAGUUUUUGCAUAUAUGCAUUUUCUCUUCUUUCAUCAGCGAGUGAAAGACCUCCCCCUCCCUUACUGGUGAAUAGACAUCUUGUGUUGAUUUGUUGUAUUUUAUUUCUGACAGAUAUUUUAAGACUAUGCUGGAUGAUCAACUCGUGUGUUUGUCUGGUCAUCUUCAGUGUUUGAUUCAUUGUUUGGGUAGGGGUUGAAUUUGGAGAUUGCAUACAGUGAAUAAACAAUAAAAUUUUAUAAUACCUUAA
Molecule: messenger RNA, 1360 nt
Organism: Scophthalmus maximus (turbot)
Lineage: Eukaryota; Metazoa; Chordata; Actinopteri; Pleuronectiformes; Scophthalmidae
Gene: chmp1b
Product: charged multivesicular body protein 1B
Exons: 8
Coding region: 177-767 (196 amino acids)
Biological process (GO): endosome transport via multivesicular body sorting pathway; late endosome to vacuole transport; protein transport
Cellular component (GO): multivesicular body; ESCRT III complex
Source: RefSeq, a predicted model, not a curated record